CAUGCACACUUUAUGUGAAAUACGCAGUUACAGCAGACGUGUAAAAUAAAUAAAGAUUUUGAGAAAAGUAACAACGCAUAGUUAUAAUGAUGUUAAUUUUGUUCAUUCUUUUACCUGCUUUGGCACACAGUCAACAAAUAUUUGGCGGAAGAUGCUCCGACUUUACCAACACUUCUAAACGAAAUUUUGAUAUUGAUAAGUAUUCUGGGAGGUGGUUCGAGAUUUACAGAUACAAUAACGUAAUGCAAAUGAAUGCUGAUUGCACUGUCGUAGAUGUAUCAAAAAUAGACAAUAAUUCAUUUAAUCCGGACAUGACACUUAAAUUAUAUACUCCUAUGACAAUGCACACUAAAGCCCAUUUCAUUGAUCCCGUUAAGCGUGAUGGAAAAGUUAAAGUCAAAAUGCCUUAUACACCCGAACUUGAAUAUUGGAUUGUAGAUACCGAUUAUGAAACUUACACAAUCGAGUGGUGGUGUAUAGAUUUGCUAGAAACAAAUUUGCAGGUGGUGUGGGUAUUUGCGAGGAGACCGAAGAUAGAUGAAAAGACCGAGCGUAAAAUUCAAACCGUUUUGAAACAAAACAACCUUGGUAAAAGAAGGAUGAGGAAAAGUAGAAAUGAUCCAGAAAAUUGCAAAUGUAUUUACAAUGAUUGCUGAGAGUUUAAUAUUUUUCGGAAAUAAAUAUAUAUGAUAAAUGGAGAUAUAUGUUUAAGGUGUAUGUAGAUAGAAAAUAUAAUUUUUUGAUUGUGUUUAAAGUAAUUGUUAAGGAAAUGUUGGGUUUAUAUUUUUUUAUAUGUGUAAAACUUAGUAAUAAAAGCAUAUACAAAGUUGU
Molecule: messenger RNA, 831 nt
Organism: Nicrophorus vespilloides
Lineage: Eukaryota; Metazoa; Arthropoda; Insecta; Coleoptera; Silphidae
Product: apolipoprotein D-like
Exons: 4
Coding region: 87-656 (189 amino acids)
Molecular function (GO): pigment binding
Source: RefSeq, a predicted model, not a curated record